AUGUCUGUCAAAACAAAGGAAUUUGGUGCCAAAGAAUACUGGGAUGAGGAAUACCAGAAGCAGAACACAACAUUUGAAUGGCUUGAAGUAUAUGAUACCUUGAAACCUUUCAUAGAAAGGCAUAUUAAGCGCAACCAGAAAAUUUUAAUGCCUGGAUGCGGUAAUUCCACUCUUGGCCCAGAUAUGUAUCAAGAUGGAUAUAAGACUAUACAUAAUUCCGACUUCUCUGAAGUGGUUAUUGAUCAAAUGAAAGAGAGAUUUUCUCAUCUUGAUCAAAUGGAAUGGUUUGUUGAUGAUAUGCGAAAAAUGAACCUUCCUGAUAAUUCUUAUGAUACUAUUCUCGAUAAGGGUGGGCUCGAUGCUCUCUACACAAUAGAUAACGAUGGCAUUGCUGCUGAAGAAGCUCUCUUCGAAUACGCCCGAGUAUUGAAACCAGGAGGCAAAGCCUUCAUAAUUUCAUUUGGUCAGCCUGUUGAUAGAGAAUGCAAUUUCGAUCGUCCAAAUAAGACCUGGAAGUAUGACGGAUUCGAAAUGCUUCCAAGAGAAAUUGCUCCAAAUACAUAUCGUCACAUCUACGUCUUAACAAAGCCUAGUUAA
This is a messenger RNA of Trichomonas vaginalis G3, 597 nucleotides long. Its product is annotated as methyltransferase protein. The record is from RefSeq and is a predicted model, not a curated record. The transcript has a single exon. Bases 1 to 597 code for a protein of 198 amino acids. NCBI's taxonomy places the organism in Eukaryota, Parabasalia, Trichomonadida, Trichomonadidae.